This is a messenger RNA of Salpingoeca rosetta, 1166 nucleotides long. Its product is annotated as hydroxyacyl-Coenzyme A dehydrogenase. The record is from RefSeq and is a predicted model, not a curated record. The coding region runs from base 55 to 825 and encodes 256 amino acids. The transcript is spliced from 6 exons. Gene Ontology annotation, molecular function: oxidoreductase activity. NCBI's taxonomy places the organism in Eukaryota, Choanoflagellata, Craspedida, Salpingoecidae.
UGUCGCUGCCUGUUUUCACCACCACCGCCACUGCCACUCACACCUCAACCCACAAUGAACACCUCUGCUGUGCGAGCCAUCAUCACUGGUGGUGCCAGGGGCCUGGGCUUUGCUGCGGCCUCCCGCCUCGUCGGUGCAGGCGCCAAGGUUGCCAUUGCGGACGUGUCUGCUGAAGUCGGCGGUGCUGCGCGUGAGAAGCUUGGUAGCAACUGCAUCUUCCAGCCCACAGACGUCACCUCCGAGGAGCAGGUCCUCUCGCUGCUUGAGGCUGCCAAGAAGGAGUUUGGUGCACCUGUCAACGCCGUCAUCAACUGCGCCGGAGUUGCGCCUGCCAUCAAGACAUGGCACCCGAAGAAAGGGCCUCAUCCACUCGAGGCGUUUGAGAAGACUCUGCGCAUCAACACCAUCGGCACCUUCAACGUGAACCGCCUUGCCAUUGCCCAAAUGAUGGAGAACGAGGUGCACGAGCCGGAUGCGACGCGCGGCGUGGUGAUCAACACUGCGAGCAUCGCUGCGUACGAGGGCCAGGUUGGCCAGGUUGCCUACGCCGCGUCAAAGGGCGCCAUCGUCGGCAUGACACUGCCAAUGGCCCGCGACCUCGCCCGCUCCCAGAUCCGCGUCGUCACCGUGGCGCCGGGCCUCUUCAAGACGGAGCUGCUUGCCGGCCUUGGCGAGAAGGUGUGCAACGAGCUUGGCUCGCAGGUGCCGUUCCCACAGCGGCUGGGGUCGCCGCCAGAGUACGCGAUGCUGGUGGAGCACAUCAUCAACAACCCGCUCAUCAACGGCGAGACCAUUCGCAUUGACGGCGCCCUCCGCAUGCCGUGAUGCCGACCGUGGUAAAGGUGGUGCUGUAGCGGUGGUGAUGGUGGUGGUGGUCGAAGACGUGGGGGUUGAGAAGCCGUGUUGUUGCUGUUGUUGAUGGUGCACGGCGGUGGCGGUGGUUGGCCGCCCCUCGCUUCCAAGCUGACCGCGCCGUGUCGCUUUGUGUUGUGUACUUGUGCCUUUUCUAUGUCUCGUGUCGUCUCACAUCAAACACAAAUUUGGAACGUCAGCGGCCAUGAUGCUGGUCGAUAUCAUUUAGUGGUCAGUCAAUUCGCCUUCGGCAACAACAACAACAACAACAACAACAACAACAACAACAACGGCAAGGCACACGCAGCCUCGCA